Messenger RNA from Ornithodoros turicata, 3161 nucleotides. Its product is annotated as beta-mannosidase-like. Lineage: Eukaryota; Metazoa; Arthropoda; Arachnida; Ixodida; Argasidae. The record is from RefSeq and is a predicted model, not a curated record. The coding region runs from base 170 to 3049 and encodes 959 amino acids. The transcript has 18 exons. Gene Ontology annotation, molecular function: beta-mannosidase activity. Gene Ontology annotation, biological process: glycoprotein catabolic process.
UUAGGGCCGCCAGGACGGGGAACUAUGGAGGCGUAUGUGUGCUCCCUCAGCCGUGGUCCACAGAGCUAGUGUGAUUGUGUAAAUUGGAAGUAACAUAACGCUCACCGGAGCUUCAGUUGUCUAUCCGACGUGAUUGUUCUUGCAAACUGGUUUUGACGCCGAGGCAUAUAUGCCACGUUCUCUCUGCAGAGAUCACCGAAAAAUGCCGCUGAAGUUCGUUCGCGCUCUGUUCUCUGUUCUCUACGCUCUCAAUAUUGUGGGUGCACUGGAGUUGUCUUUGGAUGGAACGUGGACCGCACAUAACAGCGGGAACAACCAUCACAAUAUAUCAUCCCAAGUUCCUGGUGGCAUAUACACGGACCUUCAUCGGAAUCACAUCAUAGGAGAACCAUACAAUGGCUUCAACGACAUUGAGUACCGUUGGGUCGGCGAUGAGAACUGGACUUUCUCUAGAGAAUUUGACGUCCCUGCUAAGAUGCUGCUAAAAUCCAGGAUGGUCCUUGUAGCCCAUGGCAUCGACACAGCUUGUAAUGUCUCCGUCAACGACAACUUUUUGGGAAGCACAGUCAAUAUGUUUGUUCGAUACGUGUUCGAGCUCAAAGGCAUAAUCAGGGAAACGGGGAAUCGGAUACAAGUAGCAUGUGAGUCACCCGUUGCUUACGCCUUGCGCCAGUACGAGAUACAGGCGAAGGAAUAUCCGGUCUACCCAACAUGUCCACCCAGCAGUCAGAAAGGAAAUUGCCACAUCAACCACAUUAGGAAAAUGCAGUGUUCUUUCAGUUGGGAUUGGGGACCAUCGUUUCCCUCCCAAGGAAUUUGGAAACACAUUGCAAUUGAAGCCUACAGUGGUGCCAUCAUUCGUGACGUCUCCGUCGUAACGAUACCGCAACCAGAAGACACGUCACAGUGGACUCUUAAUGUGACAGCUUUUGUGGAGACAGCGACCACCGAGCGAGCCUCACCGUUUUUGGGUCAUGUUCGAUUACUAUUGGACGACACACCCUUGGGAAGCAGCGCCGUGACCAUUCAACCAGAUGAACUCGGAGCAGCAUCCAUAAACGUUUCUUACACAGUGCCUCAAAGUAUGGAUAUAAAAAGAUGGUGGCCGAACGGAUAUGGAGAACAGAACCUGUAUACGCUAAAGGUCAUCGUAGCAACGAGAGGAGAAGAAUUCACAAAGGCGCUCAAAAUAGGCUUCCGAACGGUAGAGCUCAUGCAGACUCCAGUCAAGAAUGGCACCGGUGGCCUUCAGUUCUAUUUCAAAAUAAAUGAUGUUCCCAUCUACGCGAAAGGUAGUAACUGGAUUCCGGCUGACGUAUUCCCUGAACGUGUAACUGAAGAAUAUGUGACGAACCUAUUGCAGUCUGUUCAGUUGGCUAACAUGAACAUGCUGCGUGUUUGGGGAGGAGGAAUUUAUGAGUCGGACUUCUUCUACCAAACUGCGGACGAACUUGGGAUUCUGAUAUGGCAAGACUUCAUGUUUGCUGUGGCUCUAUAUCCAACCAAACCCGGCUUUCUGGAGACUGUCAAAACGGAAGUUCGUCAACAGGUGCGGAGGCUGCAGCACCACCCAUCAGUGUUCCUCUGGGCUGGAAACAAUGAAAAUGAAGUAGCCGUUGCGGGUUCUUGGUGGAAUAUCGGUGAAGACCAAGAGAAGAUGCGUCGGUUGAAAGCUGACUACAUUGGCACACUGAAUCGAUGGGAAACCAAUGUAACGCUAAUGAAGCGCCAUCGUUCACUGAGCUAUUCCAGAAGGUCCGGAUCGGCCACGUACAGAAGAGACUACGUUCGUUUGUACAUCGAGACAAUUAUGCCUAUUGUCCUGGAGGAAGAUCGAACACGUCCUUACCUCCCUUCGAGCCCAUCAAAUGGAAAACAAACCGAGGAAGAUAAUUGGAUUGCGAAAGAUCCUAAUGACUACAAAUACGGAGAUGUUCACUACUACAACUACGACGACAACCCGUGGGAUUCAAACACAUAUCCCAAGGCCCGCUUAGUCUCUGAAUUUGGAAUCCAGUCUUUCCCAUCGCGGGAUACCUUUCUCACGGCUGCAGCAGAAUCCUUCCUGGAGUUCCCGUUCACAAAGUUUAUUGGCUUCCGCCAGCAUAUAAUUCUAGGUAAUGGGAACAUUAUGAAUUUCGUCACGAAGCUAUUUAACCUGCCACUGACAGGGGACAAAGCAAAAGACUUCGACACCGUAGUGUAUUUGUCCCAGGUCAUGCAAGCACAAGGCAUCAAAACCGGAGUGGAGUAUUUCCGACAUCUACGUAGUAUCUUAUAUGGUGAUCAAGGUUACAACAUGGGUGCGCUGUUCUGGCAACUCAACUCAAUCUGGCAAGCACCGUCAUGGGCUUCUAUUGAAUACGGAGGCAAAUGGAAGAUGCUCCAUUAUUUCGCUCGCCUGUUCUUCAGUCCGCUGAUUGUGGUACCAUUUAUCACCUCCUCGACUAAGGAACUGCAGGCUUACGUCGUUAAUGAUCUUCGCGAAGAUUUUCCAAAUGCUGUGCUUCACAUUGAUUCAUACUCCUGGGGGAACUUUACUCCCGUCCACAGGUUCAACGUUGUUUUGGAUGUGCCUCGGGAAAGCUCAGUCCGAGCGUACGAAUCAGGGUUACCUGACUUUAUGAACAUGACGUCCUGUACCUCUGCGACGUGCUUCGUCUGGUUUACACUCACAGACAAAAUGGAACGACCUCUCGGACCUGCAAAUUAUCUUCUUCCCGAGGAUCCCAAGGAUAUCCAAGGAUUCAGGAAUGCCACACUUACAAUAACCAACGUAAGCGGCCCGUUCGCCUGGAGUAACGGCUUGAACAGCUUCAGUUUAACCCUAGCCACAAAUUAUAUUGCCUUGUUUGUCUGGCUGGAUGCGCACAGCGUCACUGGCUACUUCUCGGACAACGGAUUCGUGAUGUUGGAACCAACAAUGGGCCUGCACUUCUUUACACAAGAACGUAUCACGUCGGACUACCUCAGGGCUGUGAUAACGGCAGUCUCCCUUCCUGACACUGCCACAGCCAGCGCAUCACACGGAGAGCGCGGGAAGCAAUGAUAUUGUUAUAGUGCUCUGUGGAAAUGCUGUUGUGUUGGCAUCAUCAGACUGAAAUUGAACAGAUAUAAUUUUUUCACCCAUGUGUCUAUAAAUAUAUUCAUGGUGUAACAAA